Messenger RNA from Sinocyclocheilus grahami, 2378 nucleotides. Its product is annotated as protein LSM14 homolog A-like. The record is from RefSeq and is a predicted model, not a curated record. Lineage: Eukaryota; Metazoa; Chordata; Actinopteri; Cypriniformes; Cyprinidae. Gene Ontology annotation, biological process: P-body assembly; cytoplasmic stress granule assembly. Bases 132 to 1568 code for a protein of 478 amino acids. Gene Ontology annotation, molecular function: mRNA binding. The transcript is spliced from 11 exons. Gene Ontology annotation, cellular component: P-body.
GACGGCGCGUCGGCGGCGCGUUUCCCAGCAUGCAUCUCGAGUUCGGCCGUGUAGUGCUAAAUCCAGGCUGAAAGAAAACGACUCCGAAUCACCGAAAAGCAGCCUUCAGUCCGAUAACACCGCACGCAAAGAUGAGCGGAGGGACGCCUUAUAUCGGCAGCAAGAUCAGUCUGAUCUCAAAGGCCGAGAUCCGAUACGAGGGAGUUUUAUACACGAUCGACACCGAGAACAGCACUGUAGCUCUGGCUAAAGUGAAGUCCUUUGGCACUGAGGAUCGUCCCACGGACAGACCGAUCCCUCCUCGAGAUGAUAUCUUUGAGUACAUCAUAUUCAGAGGAAGUGACAUCAAAGACCUGACGGUGUGCGAGCCGCCCAAACCCACCUGCAACCUUCCUCAGGAUCCCGCCAUUGUGCAGUCCUCUCUGGCAUCCACAGCCGGUCCCACGGCUCCGUCCUUUCAGUCGUACGCCCCCUUCAGUCGGGCCCCGUACAGCCCGAUGGUACCCCAGCCGUUCGGAGCGGCGGUCACGGCUGGAAGCAGCUCAGGUCCUGCGUUCGGUAGCGAGGCGAGCACUACUGCCCCUCUGUCCCAGAGCUCUGCUCUUGCCCCGCACUCUCGCUCGCUGAGUGCUACCAAACCCGAAGGUCGUUCAAGCCCAUCUCUGGAGCCCUUGAGGAAGACCCCGGUCCUGGAGCAUGCGGUCCAGACGGCCCCAGUCGCCCUCUCUGUGGCUGCAACCAGUACAGUGGGUCAGAGGAACCCUGGAACGGCCCGACCCGCUCUCAGCACACAGAAAUCUGCUGAAAACCAGGAACAAAAAGCUACAGCGUCUGACGUUCAGAGGGUUCCUCGGCCAGAAUCAGACUCAAUCAGGCCUGAUAACAAAGACCCAAACAAACGGCAUUCUAGUGGUGGCGCUCCGCCAGUGAGAAAGGGGCGGGGCAAUGGUGGUGGAGGCGGCGGUCAGCGUGGGCGGGGCAGGUUUAACGGGUGUAGAGAUGGGCCAAUGAAAUUUGAGAAAGACUUUGACUUUGAGAGUGCCAACGCACAGUUCAAUAAGGAAGAGAUUGACCGCGAGUUCCAAAACAAACUCAAGAUUAAAGAUGAGAAGAGUGAGAAAUCAGAGAAGACUCUGAACGGGGAGGAGAAGACCGAUUCAGGUGUGGAGACCCAGAGCAGUGAACGCAACGCUGAUGUGGAGGAUCCACUGGGACCCAACUGUUACUAUGACAAAUCCAAGUCCUUCUUCGACAACAUCUCCUGUGACGACUCCAGAAAGGAGAAAUCUGGAGGUGCUUUUGGAAGGGAACGGAGGCAGACAUGGGCAGAGGAGAGGAGGAUGAACGCCGAGACGUUCGGUAUUCCUCUGCGUCGCGGACGCGGUGGUUUCCGCGGCAGAGGUGGCGGCAUGGGCUUCCGUGGCGGUCGCGGGCGUGCGGUUAGCAGGGGCUCGUUCAUGCCCUCCCGCGGGGGCGGCGGCGGAUUCAGGGGCGGGUUUAGAGGCGGCAGAGGAGGACGAGAGUUCUCUGACUUUGAGUACAGGAAGGAGAACAAAGUGGCGGCGUAGUCCAACCUGAAGACCAGAUCAUCCCAACAGCCAAGAAUCUCCGAUCAUCUCGUCUAGAUUAACGCUUUGGUUUUGACUCCUGAUUUACGGGGACUGCCUCUCUCGGUUUAACACCAGCGCUGGACACGCAGCUUUGAGUUUAUUUUCUCCUUCCUUUUUUAGAAAAAAAAACAUUUGCUGUUUUUUGGAAACGUUUGAUCUGCAUUCGAUACGUUCGGACGGGAGAAUUAUCUAUUAUACUAUUAUUAUCUGGUAUUUUUGCAUCAACCUUUAGUUCCUUGAUUGAUAAUAUUCAGUUAGGACAGACCCCGCUGAUACUGUGAGCGCUCCUCAGUCAUAUAGCUUUAUAAUGCAAUGUUGUUGUUUUUUGGAUCUGUUCUCUAAUGUCUUUUGAAGCACCAAAAGCCAGUCUAGAGGCUGGCCCGCUGGAUUCACGUCUAUGCUGGUUUGGUGCUCAUCCGUCUGGUAAAUGUAGGUGCUUUUGCUUCAUUUAAUAGUUUGACACGGUUUGUAGUACUAGUUCAUUAGUUUAUUUCAGCCCCCAAAAGCUCUUUUUUUUUUUUGCGGAUAGUCUGGUCGAGCCUCAGUGGGUCACAAAAACACCCUGGUUUAUGAUUGAAUGUAUUGAUGAAUUAAGUUUUUGUCCGGAAGUCCUCUCUCUCUGCCACUCUAAACAGCAAGGUUGUUUCACCUUGCUGUUCUCCUCUUUAAAAUGUAUUUUGAUAUUUGAGUGCCGCUUAUUCUUGCCUUUUGAUGUCAAUUAUGUAAAUUUAACUAUAAGAGGGCUUUUUGAUAUAAACUCGACAAACC